AUGAAAUUAUCAUUUAAAAAUAUCGCUUGUUUGCUAUUGCUAGCAAUCACUACUCGUUCUUUACUGAUACCCGAUGUCGGUGAAUUAGAAUUGGAAGGUAAAAGAGGUGGUCACGCCAGUAGUGGUGGUCACGCCAGUAGUGGUGGCCACGUCAGUAGUGGUGGUCGUUCUAAUAGUGGCAGUAGUCAUUCUAGUUCUGGAAGUGGUACAAAAGGUUCCAGUAGUGGUAGUUCCAGUAGUAAAGGUGGUUCGGAUACGGAUUCUGUGGUGUCCAGUAGUGAUACUUUAGUCGGAUCUAACUCUGGUUCCUCUCCAAAAGCAGGAGCCCUUGGAAGUAAUGGUAAUUCAAAUUCAAACUCAAAUAGUGGCUACAGUGGUUCUGGAGGAUACAGUGGUUCUAGUGGUUCUCGUGGUUCCAGUGGUUCCAGUGGCUCUAGGGGCUCUGGUAAUUCAAAUGUAGCUGGUGGUGCACUAGGUGGUGCAAUUCUAGGUGGUGCACUAGCUAAUGGUAAUCACCCUGGUCGUACCCAUAGUGGUAGAGGUAAUACUACUACAAACUCUACUACCUCAUCUACCGCUGCAGCUUCAUCAUCUUCUGCAUCCAAGAAACACCAUAACGCAGCUCAUGGAAAUUUUGAUAUGAUGUUUAAAGUUGGUGGAAUGAAUGGUGCUGUCGUAUCUUCAGCCAUGAUAUCCGCAAUGUUAUUAUUAUAA
Messenger RNA from Maudiozyma saulgeensis, 714 nucleotides. Lineage: Eukaryota; Fungi; Ascomycota; Saccharomycetes; Saccharomycetales; Saccharomycetaceae. The record is from the annotation of a GenBank genome assembly.